This is a messenger RNA of Acanthopagrus latus (yellowfin seabream), 2678 nucleotides long. It is a transcript of the gene slc22a6l, whose product is annotated as solute carrier family 22 member 6, like. Gene Ontology annotation, cellular component: membrane. The record is from RefSeq and is a predicted model, not a curated record. The transcript has 11 exons. Lineage: Eukaryota; Metazoa; Chordata; Actinopteri; Spariformes; Sparidae. Gene Ontology annotation, biological process: transmembrane transport. Bases 550 to 2238 code for a protein of 562 amino acids. Gene Ontology annotation, molecular function: transmembrane transporter activity.
AACAAGGGGGCAGGGAGUGCAUUUCAAGGAGGAAAAAGAGCUGGGCUUGGAGGUGCACCCGCUCUUGAUGCUGAAGCUCACUUGUACUGAAACAGUUUCACCCAGACACUGUUCCCGCACGGCAAGGACUCAGCACUCUACCUCAGUGAAGGAGCUGCUAAUACCUCGAGAGGUUCCAUUGCACUUCCAGUAAUCCAAAGUUCAGAAAGAGCCGUAGGAAUUUGAGAGCCGAUUACUCACUUUUAACACACUGCAGCGACAAGACGACUUUUUACUCCAGCCCCCUUUUUUUUCUUUGAUUUUUUAAGGACUCUCUCUGGAACACUUUGGCCAGGGAAUUUAUUUGAUUUGAGGGGUAUUAUGUGCUGGCUGUUUUUUUAAUGGAGAUGCUGCCCUUGUUUCAUUCUGUGGACAUUUUAAUGCGAUGAAGUGAGAAGACCGAUUCAGAAGGUGCUACAACAUACUCCCUUUUGCACAUCCAAGUACAACCUACCUACCAACAGCAGGAUCUACUGUGCCAUAACAUUAAGUCCGGUCGUACACACAGCCAUGGCAUUUGGUGACCUGCUCGAGCUGGUGGGAGCCACAGGACGCUUCCAGAUCCUGCAUGUGACCCUCCUCUGCAUACCCGUCCUGAUGAUGGCCAGCCACAACCUGCUGCAGAACUUUGUGGCCUCGGUGCCUCACCACUACUGCAGCGCGCACAAAAACCUCUCUCAGUCCCAAAUGAGCCCAGAGGAAACGCUGCUCAUCACGGUGCCGGUGGACCAGGCGGGGAUGCCUCAGAGGUGCCAGCGUUACGUGACCCCACAAUGGCACCUCCUGGUUAAAAACGGGAGCUCCGGCUCAGGGGAGCGGGGCGUCACUGUGGACGGUCUGGAUGCUGAUCUGCAGGGAUGCACAGACGGGUGGUCCUUCAACAUGACCGAGAGGAGCUCCACCAUCAUAUCCGACUGGGAAUUGGUGUGCGAUUUACGCUCUCUGAAGCAAAUGGGACAAACCGUCUACAUGGGAGGCGUGCUUGUGGGAGCUCUUGUCUUUGGAGGCCUCUCCGACAGGUACGGCCGACGCAUCCUCCUGCUCAUCUCCAACCUGCUGAUGGCGGUGUCAGGAACGUGCACCGCCUUCUCCAACUCCUUCUAUCUCUACUGCCUGUUCCGCUUUGGCUGCGGCAUGGCUCUGUCCGGCCUGGGGCUCAACACCUUCUCCCUCAUUGUGGAGUGGAUCCCCACCCGUGUGCGGACAGUGGUGGGGACGAUAACGGGUUACUGUUACACGUUGGGGCAGCUGCUCCUGGCGGUCAUAGCUUACUUCAUCCGGGACUGGAGGUGGCUGACCCUGGCCGUGUCUUUGCCCUUCUACGUCUUCUUCCUCAUUGCAUGGUGGUUUCAUGAAUCCUCAAGAUGGCUCGUCCUGAGCAACAAGUCCGAGCAGGCCAUCACGAACCUUAAAAGCGUGGCCAACUUCAAUGGGCGGCGUGAAGAGGGCGAAAAAAUCGACAUGAAAAUGGUGCAAGAGUCGAUGAAGAAGGAGAUGUCCGGUUCGAAGGGUUCCUACUCUGUCCUGGAUCUGUUCCGCACGCCCACAAUGAGGUCCAUGACGGUCUGCCUCAGCGCUGUCUGGUUAUCGACCAGCUUCGCCUACUAUGGUCUCGCGAUGGAUCUGCAGAAGUUCGGCGUGGACAUCUACCUGAUCCAAGUGAUCUUCGGCGCUGUCGACAUCCCCGCCAAAGUCCUCAUCACGGUGUCCAUGAGCUUCAUCGGACGGCGGCCAUCGCAGUGCGGCGCCCUCAUCGUCGCGGGGGUCACCAUCCUGAUCAACCUGCUGGUGCCGUACGAUAAACAGACUGUGCGCACCUGUCUGGCUGUGUGGGGUAAAGGUUGUCUCGCCGCCUCCUUCAACUGCUGCUACCUUUACUCCGGAGAACUGUAUCCAACCAUCAUUCGUCAGAAUGGCAUGGGCUGGGUAUCCAUGAUGGCUCGCGUCGGAGCCAUGGUGGCCCCCAUGGUGCUUCUCACGGGGGACCACAUUCCUUGGCUACCAGGUUUAAUCUACGGGGGGGCUCCCAUUCUCAGCGGAGUGGCUGCGAUCUUUCUUCCAGAGACGCUCGGCUCACCCCUACCUGACACGAUACAAGACGUGGAGGACAGGGGAUCUGGAAGAGGCCCCAAAAUGGCACCAAAGGAAGCAAUCAGCCUGCAGGACACGCAGGCCAACCUCCUGAAGCAGGCUGCCUGAGGGCGCCUGUGUCGUUGCUGAUGUUUUUGCUGACGUUGUUAAUGGAAGUAGAGUGGGUACUGCUUUUUUUUUUUUUCUUUCUCUCUGGCCUGUUUGUAUAUUUGAUUUCCAUAAGGAGUUUGUUGUGUUUUAUGACUGCUGGACAAAUGGAGUUACAAUGUUAUUUUUUUUUCUGCACAGGUCAAUACAGUGAAAAUGAAUAGCUGCAAUCACACAAUCAGACUUAGAUUUAUCUGCUAUACAGUAGCUGACUUUGGAACAAAUUAUGUUUUAUAUAUUAAAUAUCUGUGGUGAUAAAAGGAUCCUAUAUAAAAGGCCUUUUUUGAAGAUUAAAAGGCGAUGCUUACACUGGUGUUUUUAUAACUUCUUAUUACUUUAUAUAAAACCUUGUAUUUGUGAGGAAUAAUGUAUUUUCAUUAAAAUCAACAUAUAUUCACGCA